This is a messenger RNA of Neolamprologus brichardi, 756 nucleotides long. The record is from RefSeq and is a predicted model, not a curated record. Lineage: Eukaryota; Metazoa; Chordata; Actinopteri; Cichliformes; Cichlidae.
ACAGGAGAUACUGAUGCAGCCUCUAGAAACGACUGUUACCGAAAAGACUGUGAUGGAACAGUGUAUGACAUCCAAGAGGCUACUUGCUGUGGAAACAAACUUCACCCAGGUGGAAGUUUGUCUUGUUGUGGAAACGAGCCUUACAAUCCUGAAACAGCCACUUGUUGUAAACACAACCUCACAGCCAGUGUUACUCAGGGUCUGAGUGAAAAGGUGUCCAAGUGCUGUGACCUAAAGGUGUACAACCCAAUCAAUGAAAUAUGUUGUCAAUCAACCAUCAUAUCAAAACGUGAACCAAUGGCCGAAUGCUGUGGUAAAGAUGUUUUUGAUAAGGACAAGCAGUUGUGUUGUGGUCCAGCUGAUAAUAAGACAAUUCUGGUGAGGAAUUCCCGUCACCAUGAGUGCUGUGGUCACAGCCAGUAUGACACUGAGACUCAGUGCUGUUGUUCAAAUGAGGAGAAGAUGGAGAUACAACCAAAUAAUUCAUCCUGCUGUGUCAAGAAUUUAAGUCCAGGUGUGGAAAAACAGAUCACAGAGCUUCAACCCAACUGCACUGAACCAAACACACAUCUCUGUGGGUCAUCAUGUUACAAUCCAAAGGAAAGUCAGUGCUGUGAGAGAAAUCAAAAGCCACACUGGUUCUGUGCCUCAGGUCUAAGCAAGACGACACCAACUGUGUAUAACCCACGCACACAAGUCUGUUGUGAUGGAUGUGUAUCUGCGUGGAAGCCUUGGAUAGAUCAAGUAAUGGACUAA